AUGGAAGAAGCCAACGUCCUGCAUAUUCCCACAGAUCCACAACACUCAUUAGAUCCAAAUUUGUCAGGAUCAUUGGAAGCAGGGGAAGUUCCAUACAGAGAAUCAGUUGGAAGUGUGUUUGUAACACCAAAGUUGCGUGGAUAUAGUGACGCAGACUAUGUCGGUGACACAACAACGAGACGAUCAACAUCAGGAUUCAUUUUCAUGAUGGGAGAUGGAAUCGUGGCAUGGUGUUCACAAAGGCAAAAAUCGGUAGCACUUUCGACUACUGAGGCAGAAUACAUAGCGCUGAGCCAAUCGAUACAGAAACUUACUUGGUUGACGCUACUUAUCAGUGAUCUUCUGGAGACACAGGGAGAUACACCGGUUCUGUAUGCAGACAACCAAAGCGCCAUCAAACUAGUGAAAAAUCCAGAAUACCAUAAGCGAACAAAACACAUUGAUGUUCGCUAUCACUACAUUCGUGAGAAGUUCAGUGAAGGGAUGUUUUCUCUGGAGUAUGUGCCAAGCAAGGAGCAGUUAGCUGAUAUAUUGACUAAGCCAACUCCACGACCAAGAUUCGAAGAACUCAGGGAGAUGUUGGGAAUUAGAUAUAUUAAUUCUAAGUAUCAUGAUCAACUGGCCAAUCGAUUUAUUAAACAAGAAAGUAUUGACGUUAAUGAUGAAAUGUUUGGUGGAAAUAUCAAACAGGAAUACAACGAGCGUCAAUUAUUACAAACAGAAAUUAAUGCUGAAGAACAAGGAAACACAUUUGAUACAGAAAUAAAAAUUGAAAUAGAUGUAAAUGAUGGUUUCGUGUUUAAAGGUACAUCUGAAAACAAACGCAACACUUUACAAUUCAAUGGUCUCAUUAAUUCGGACUUGACAUCUAACAGGGAAAAUCCAUUGACUGAAAACUGUGAUAAGAUGCCUACGGAAUCCAAUUUAACUGUGCAGCCAAGGACACAUACCGUAGAAAAUCUGUAUGAGUGUUGUAUCUGUGGUCAAACUUUCUGUAAGAAACAUAAUUUAAAAAGACAUAUAAUGGCAAAUACCUGCAAAAAGCAGUAUAAAUGUGGUAUCUGUGAUAAGGGGUUUUCUAGAAAUUACAACUUAACUAGGCAUUUAAGGAUACAUACCGGUGAAAAGCCUCAUAAAUGUCGUACCUGCGAUCGAGCUUUUUCACGAGCGAAGGCGUUAAGUAUUCAUAUGAGGACACAUACUGGCGAAAAGCCUCAUAAAUGUCGUACCUGCGAUCGAGCUUUUGCACAAGCAGUGAACUUGAGCACACAUAUGAGGACACAUACAGGCCAAAAGCCUCAUAAAUGUCAUACCUGUGAUCGAGCUUUUUCACAAGCAACGAAUUUAAGAAGACAUAUGAAUACUCAUUCCGGCGAAAAGCCAUAUAAAUGUAAUAUGUGUGCUAAGAAGUUUACUAGAGUACACAAUUUAAAACUUCAUACAAGGAAACAUUCAGGGUAA
This is a messenger RNA of Metopolophium dirhodum (rose-grain aphid), 1461 nucleotides long. Its product is annotated as zinc finger protein 514-like. Gene Ontology annotation, molecular function: RNA polymerase II cis-regulatory region sequence-specific DNA binding; DNA-binding transcription factor activity, RNA polymerase II-specific. Lineage: Eukaryota; Metazoa; Arthropoda; Insecta; Hemiptera; Aphididae. Gene Ontology annotation, biological process: regulation of transcription by RNA polymerase II. The record is from RefSeq and is a predicted model, not a curated record. The coding region runs from base 1 to 1461 and encodes 486 amino acids. Gene Ontology annotation, cellular component: nucleus. The transcript has 4 exons.